AAUGCCCAUGUAAAUGCAGCAAUUGCUUCUUUUUCACAUACUCACACUCCCCUAAUGCUGGUAAUACUAUACUUGCGAAUUGAAAUUAAAAGAAACCAAAAAACAAACAGCAGCAGCAGCAGGGCAAUGUCUUGCCUUUUCCAGUCUUGAGAGAGAUUGACAGAGAAGAGUAUCCACACCAUGACAACCACUGGAACAUCAUUAAUUGUGCGAGAUGCAUCAACCCCUCACAUGCGACCUCACACCACUUCAAAAACUUCCUCAAAUCAACACAAUGCAAAUUCCAGCUUCAAUCAAAACCAUCAAAAUAAUCAUCUAAAUUCAAAUACCGAUAAAAAUAUCAAAAAUAUCAAAAAUAAUAGACGUCAUUCACUUCCACUUCAUUUUCUCUCGCCAGCUUUAUGGGCUUCUAAUACUUCGGCUGCAAGUCUCGUGGAAUCUGAAGAAGCUGCUCGUGGUGAACAUAUCCUAGACGAGGCAAAGGUCGCACAUCGUCUUGCAGCCCUUCGCUCUCUCAACGGUGCAAAUCGAUCUCAUCAUAGUUAUGCCAAAUCUACCGGAGAAACAUUCAAUCAACCGGUGAUUGUGCGGACUUACUCGGGAGCCGCUCGACCUCGCUCUCAACAACGAGACCCUAUCGCUCUCAAAAAGCAGAAUGGAACAGCGGGCAUAGCAUCAAAUAAAAUGGAUAUGAAACUUCCACCAGUGGAAGCUUUUAGCUUCAAGGGGAUCAUGGACGAUAUAAGACAUGGUGUGAGUGAGGAUUUAGAAAGGAUCGCGGAGAUAUGUGCUAGGAGCAAGUAUAGUUUGGCAAAUCAACACGAAUUCCAUCAUCCCCCUCAUGGUUCUGGAGAUCGCAUACCACAAAUUGGCACUGCUUCAAGGCUAGAUUUAGGUGUAUCAACAUUACAAGCCGUUGAGCCGGAUGAAAUCCCUGCAAGACAUUUUGCACGAAGCUCAAGAGGAAGUCGAAGAGGGAAAUCUAUUGCUUAUGGUACGCUAGAAACCAUCAUGUCAUCGUCAAGAUCUUCGGAUGAGGAUAAAUCCAGGAAAAAGCCCGCCGCGGUCCUGGAAGACGAGGUGCGCGGCAGAGCAACAAGGAAGGAGGUUGAAGUACCACCUUCGAGUUCCGAAGUGAUAGGAGACUCUGUAGGCCCGGAAACAUUAUCUGAAAGGCAACCUCCACCCAAGCACGUCAGGUCCAAAUCUGCCACAUUCGCGUCAAUGAUUAUAGACAAUGCUCAAAGCUUCAAACAGGAACAUAAACCACAGGUUGCAUCUCCUACCUUUCUUGUUAGCGAACCUGCUCGACCUCAGACAUCAGCUGCGGAUCAUGAACAUAUGUCUGCUUUUGACAAAUUUACUUCAAACCGGCCUUCCACUUUCCAUGAGAUGACAUUACCAAAGCCUACCUUGAUACGCAAUGAGUCAAUAGCUUCUACUUUAAAACCUGAGACCUCACCGAGAUUGUCUAUACUCAGUAAUUUGAGUUCAUGGUUGCCCUGGAGUAAACCACCCAGCCCAGUGCGAACAUUUCAGGGUAGGGCUAGAAGUGGAUCGCAUGCGGAAGGAAGUUUACGAAGCUUAUUGAGGUCUACAGAUAUUGAUAGAAGGUGCAAGAAUGCUGGCAAUAUUCCUUGAAUGGAAUGUUCAGAGUGUCCUGGCAAUCAUCGUGAGUUUCAGUGUGAUGAGAGAUAGUGGAAUCCACAAGCCAUAGGAAUAUUCUAGGCCAUUCGGACUGCGAGUCCUCCUAGCUUCAAGCACAAUUCAUCAAUAUCAGCAUGAAUUGUCUCACUUCCCAACUUCUUCCAAGAAUAAGAUCAUGUUCUGUGUCACAAUACAUAACCAAAUAAUUACAAUGGCCAGAACCGGGCUAAUGACAUUUGCUGGGUCAAUUUGGGAAAAUUGCUAAUGUGAAUCGGCUCAGCGAGUUGUAAGUCAAGAUUAUACGUCAUACUAUCGAGACCUACUAACAGGCACUGAGGAUUUUUUAAGGAAGAAGACAAAUACUCAGAUCCUACCAUAAGAUGCCCUGAAAGACUCAUUCGAGUGCAUAGAAGUGUCGUCCGUGUACAUCCGAGUUUUGCGACUAAAGUGGAUAGUCUUUCGCAAGUAAGCUAUCACAGUUUACUCUGGAAGACAGGUACUCUCGAGUGCUAGGUGUGUUCGCUUAUGAGAUGGUACUGGACUUUGAUGAGGCUGAUCUCCAUAUCGUACGAAAAUUGGUCAAGUUUCUCAAUUACCCCUCUUUCAAUGAUGGAUGUGACGCUGUUACUGUCUCCAAGCUCGGCGUCAAAAGAACAAAUGGAAUAUACCUUGUUUGAAGUGGAGGGCGGCUCUGAGGCCCGAAUUCACUUUAUCAAACAAUUUACGACCUAUGGAAGAACUACUAAGCAUUCCACCAUCUGUGAACGCGUAGCAGGCAAAGCGAUCACAAUACUGCAGCUCGUUUAUAGACAUCUUCCGCGAUUGGAAAGAUUCCUCAGACGUAUUUUCCUGCAGAAUCUCUUCAAGGAUCGUGUUCUACAGACUUUCGUGUGGGGGCAAGGUGGGGAUCAAAUUCAAAGACUUUGUCUUAGAACUGGAGAUAUAGCCAGGGACUUGUUAGAUGCCUUGCUGCAAUAUCCCAAUGCGAAUCUCGAGCUUAGUAAUCUUACAUUAAAAAUGCAAUAUUGAGUUCCAUCUACUCCGUUCU
This is a messenger RNA of Sclerotinia trifoliorum, 2695 nucleotides long. The record is from the annotation of a GenBank genome assembly. NCBI's taxonomy places the organism in Eukaryota, Fungi, Ascomycota, Leotiomycetes, Helotiales, Sclerotiniaceae.